AUGGAGAGAAUUUCGAAAGCUUCCAGACUUGACUUUAAGGAUUUAGUGGUGUCAAAUAAAUCAAAGGUGUUGUUGAAGGACGUGUCUGGAGUAGCAUCCAACAGUGACCUGUUAGCCGUUAUGGGACCAACAGGCGCUGGAAAAACAACUCUUCUCAAUGUACUGGCUGGAAGAAUACCACCUGACUCUGGGACAAUCACUCUGAACGGGUCACCUUUAAACAAAACACAGCGGCGUCGCCUUAGUUACGUGUUGCAGGAUGACAUAUUCCUGUCUAAUCUCACAUUGUGGGAGACACUUUACUUUACAGCUAUGAUACGAAUACCAGACGACGUACCUGAACAGGAAAAGACCAAAACAAUACACAAAAUUGUCGAAUCGUUGGGGCUGCAGAAAUGCCUACAUACAGCUAUUGGUGACAUUUACCAUCGAGGUUUAUCUGGAGGAGAGAAGAAGAGAGCGAACAUUGCCUGUGAGCUACUGACAGACCCGGACAUACUCCUCAUAGACGAGCCCACAUCCGGACUAGACUCUAGUACUGCGCAUACUUUGAUGGUUCAGCUGAAGAAGUACACCACAGAACACAACAAGACAUUAGUGGUCUCAAUUCACCAGCCUUCCAGUCAAAUCUACCAUAUGUUCUGCACCUUAUUGUUACUCGUGGAAGGGGAGAUGGCAUACUUUGGUUCAGCAAACAUGGCCAUAGAUCAUUUUGCUAGCCUUGGAAUGGCAUGUGGUCAACAUCAUAACCCUGCCGACUUCCUAUUGGAGAUGUUGACGCCCGAUAUGAUCGCAAACAGGAAUGAACGACACAAUAGGAGGGUCCAAAGUUUACAAUUGCAUGCGGAAGAUGCUUUGUCGCCUGGCAAAGAUCAUAGCAACAAAUAUACUGUUACUGGCACUGGAAGUGAAGGAAGGAAAGAAGGAACAGCAGUAGCAGCCGUGCUAGGAGGUUUCCUCAACCUCAACCCUCCUGACUGGUUUCAGUGGGUGAAGUACGUCACACUUGUCCACUACCCCUACGCCGCCACUAUGACGUACAUCGUAAAGGAUAUGGCAGACGUUUGGUGA
Molecule: messenger RNA, 1071 nt
Organism: Mizuhopecten yessoensis (Yesso scallop)
Lineage: Eukaryota; Metazoa; Mollusca; Bivalvia; Pectinida; Pectinidae
Product: ABC transporter G family member 14-like
Exons: 9
Coding region: 1-1071 (356 amino acids)
Molecular function (GO): ABC-type transporter activity; ATP hydrolysis activity; ATP binding
Source: RefSeq, a predicted model, not a curated record